Messenger RNA from Oncorhynchus masou masou (cherry salmon), 5518 nucleotides. Its product is annotated as connector enhancer of kinase suppressor of ras 2-like. Gene Ontology annotation, cellular component: membrane; cytoplasm. The transcript has 23 exons. Gene Ontology annotation, molecular function: protein binding. Bases 187 to 3342 code for a protein of 1051 amino acids. Gene Ontology annotation, biological process: regulation of signal transduction. The record is from RefSeq and is a predicted model, not a curated record. Lineage: Eukaryota; Metazoa; Chordata; Actinopteri; Salmoniformes; Salmonidae.
CGUUUCUGUGAGCGCGUGGACUGCACCAUCGCAUUCCUUACCCAGGAUACUGUCACCAGCCAUGCCUUUACCCAGUAAGGUGCACCUGUGUUAUGUGUUCUCUUGUAUACCGAUACAACAUUUCUGAUUUUUAACACGAUUUUCACGCUCGAUUGAAGUCCUCGUUUGAAGGAUUUAAAGACAUCGAUGAUGGCUCUGGUGAUGGAACCUAUAAGCAAAUGGACACCCAAGCAAGUGCUGGAUUGGAUGAAAGGCCUGGAUGACUGUCUGCAGCAGUACAUUAAGAACUUUGAGCGGGAGAAGAUCAAUGGGGAGCAGCUGCUCCACAUCACUCACCAGGAGCUGGAGGAGCUGGGGGUCACCCGCAUCGGACACCAGGAGCUCAUCCUGGAGGCCGUGGACCUACUCUGUGCUCUGAACUAUGGAUUGGAGACUGAGAACCUGCGUACCCUAUCCCACAAGCUUAAUGCUUCAGCAAAGAACCUACAAAACUUCAUCACAGGGAGGCGUCGAGGCGGCCAUUAUGACGGCAGGGCCUCCCGCAGGCUGCCCAACGACUUCCUCACCUCUGUGGUGGACCUUAUCGGAGCAGCCAAGAACCUGCUGGCCUGGCUGGACAGAUCUCCAUUUGUCAGUGUGACAGAGUACUCCUUACUAAAGAACAACAUUGUUCAACUCUGCUUGGAGUUAACCACCAUAGUACAACAGGACUGCACGGUGUAUGAGACAGAAAACAAGAUUCUUCAUGUGUGUAAAACACUGUCUGGGAUCUGUGACCACAUCAUCUCACUGUCCUCUGAUUCGCUGGUGUCCCAGUCGGCCCAUCUGGAGGUUGUGCACCUGACCAAUAUCAUGCCCAGCGAGGGCCUGGGAAUGUACAUCAAAUCUACAUAUGACGGCCUUCAUGUCAUCACUGGGACCACUGAGAACUCUCCAGCUGACCAGUGCAAGAAGAUCCAUGCAGGAGACGAGGUUAUUCAGGUCAACCACCAGACAGUGGUGGGCUGGCAGCUGAAGAACCUGGUGAACGCCCUCAGAGAAGACCCCAACGGAGUCAUCCUCACGCUGAAGAAGAGACCUCAGAACACUCUCACGUCUGCCCCUGCCCUGCUCAAGAAUGUACGGUGGAAACCCCUUGCACUCCAGCCCAUCCCCACCAGUCCCAACAGUGACUCCAACACCCCGCCCAACAGCAUGGGGACCAUGGGGAUGUCCUCUACGCUGGACAGUGGCCAUGACGUCUUCAUCUUGUCCCCAGUCUCUGGCCUUUAUGGACACAGAGACGAGAUAGGUAUCAUGUCCUGUGAUGACAUCAACAAAUACAGUCUGGAGAAGAUGGGUAUGAAAGGCUCGGAGUCUCCCAGCUUCUACCUGGACCAUGAUGGGGGCAAAUACUUCACAUUGGUGGAGGAGGACUGCCUGGCCCUGGGGCAGGAGUACGAGACCAGGGGCCGCUCCACGGGGGUCAGGCGGAGGGACAGGACACCCACCCAUGACUCAGACAACUCCCUGCUACGUUACCUGAAUGACGAUAAGAUCCUAGUAAUCCAGGAGGAGCCGGACGUGUCCAGGGAAUGCAAGCGGGACACUGGGCGGCGUACCCGCAAGAAGAGCCACAACCCCAGCAGCCCCAGCUAUCCCAUCAGCCCAUCCUUGCUGGCCCCGCCUGUCAGACUGGACCCAGGACCGCCAGAAGGCCUGCCCUUCUCACUGCCUGAGAGCAACACUGUGCCAAUGUACCACAGAGCUGGAGACACACUGAGAGCUGACACUGACAGGUAUGCUAGUUUUGGCAUCGAGAGACAAGGAGGCUCAUCCAUGAGGAAGUCAUUUCACUAUGCGUCUUUAAGGACUAAGACCAAAAAGAGAACCAAAGGUUCUCUGACUAGCGCCAGUCGCAGGCGUAUCUCCUGUAAGGACCUGGGCCAUGGGGACUGUGAGGGCUGGCUGUGGAAGAAGAAGGAUGCCAAGGGCUACUUCACCCAGAAGUGGAAGAAGUACUGGUUCAUCCUCAAGGACUCCUCACUCUACUGGUACACCAACCAGAAUGACGAGAAGGCUGAAGGUUUCAUCAGCCUACCUGAAUUCCGAAUAGAUCGAGCGAUUGAAUGCAGAAGGAAACAUGCCUUCAAAGCCUGCCAUCCCAAAAUCAAGAGUUUCUUCUUUGCCACAGACUGUUUGGAGGAGAUGAACAGAUGGAUGAACCGGCUGGGGCUGGCAGCGAUUGGCUACACACCCGACGAUAAAGUUUCUCGCCCUGAUGAAGAUUACUGGAGUGAGAGUGACCAGGAUGAGAUUGAUGGUUCUAUGACCCUGAAACAAGAGGGCAUGCUAUCACGCUGUGAUACCUACCACCGCACCCCGUCUGUGAACUCCUCCAGUCCGUUCCCUGAGCGCCACUUCUCCAGUGAGUCCACGUACUCCCACUCCUCUGCUGAGGAUUCCCGUCCGGACGUCCCCGGGAGCACCCACUCCUCCAGCUGCCGCCCCACCCUCCGUGACACCCAACGCCGCUCCUGGCAGGACCUGAUCGAGACGCCUCUCACCAGCUCGGGCCUCCACUUCCUGCAGACGGUGCCGGGGGAGGGUGACAGGGGCGACGGAGGCUACGGCAGUGGCCACAUGGGAAUGGGUCAGCUGCUCAUGUCCCCCGAGCGCCGGCGCCAGGCCACGCUGCCCGCCCAGAGGCGCCGGCAACCUGACAGAGAUGGGCCCUUCCCAUUGGUGGACAUAGAGGAGCGUGAGCAGCGCCUCCACCACUGUACACAUAAGCAGCGCAGCCAGAGCCUGCCCCGGAAUAGGGACGUGCAGGGCACCAAGGGCAGCCUGCGCCCAGCAGGACCCUCAGAAGAGAGGAGUGAGGACGAUGAGGUGCCAUUCAGAAAGCACAACUCCAAAAAAAAACAAGAUUCUCGGUCUAAAGAGCGAGGCCAUGAUCAUGAGGGAGUGGAUGGCUUUCAUGAGCUGUAUCGCUCCAUAGAGCAGGCCAGCCUGUCUGCCCUGGGGGAGCAGAGGCCCUCCACCAAACAGGAGUUCAGACGCUCCUUCGUCAAGCGCUGCAAUGACCCUGUCAUCAAUGACAAGCUGCACCGCAUUCGUGCCCUGCGCAGCACGCUCAAGGCCAAAGAGGGUGAUCUGGCCAUUAUCAGCCAAGUGCUGGACGACCCCGGUCUAAACUCCCAGAAGUUCCAGGAGUGGAAGCAGCAACACCAUGAGCUUUUUGUGGACAUCUGUGAGUUCAGCUCUGCCCCGACAGAGUCUCACCCUGAGGGGUCCGACCUCUCACCCCUGUCUCCACCUCUGAUGAUGCACACCCACUCCUUCAUCGAAACUCACGUUUGAGUGCUCAGAUACAGAGUAACAGGAAGACACUGUGGAAUCAUGCAAUCAUCUCUUUCCCCCACAAUCGUCGAUGCAGCCAGGGUCUACCAUCACCAUUCACAGCAAAUGAACUGACAAACCAAUCACUGUAAUAUGUGUACAUACUGCACUGAGAUCAAACAGAAGAGAGUUACGGUCGGUGUAUAUACUGUAUAUUGGAUAAAAUAAGGCUCCCACGAGGUGCCAUUCUGCAUGUGUGGAGAAACUAUCCUUCUUCAUUAUUAUCUUCAAAACAGAAAAUGCAACAGAUGAUAGAUUGAAAGAGAACUUAACAACAAAAAGAAGACAAGAACUGUUUUUGGCUGAUGCAGUGCAUUUUUUUCUUCGAUUCUCAUUUUUGUUAUUUAUUUCCUUGCUUAAGAGGAAGCAAGCUUUGAUUUUAUUUCAUUUUUUAUUUCCCCUUUAAUGCUGCUUGAAGAGAGAGCUAUGUAGCGACGGGCUAUAGGCAUCAUUCUGAUUACAACAAUUACACCCCCCUACUGGGCCAACAUGUUACUGUGUGACCCUGAGCCCCCAGAAAGAAAGCCUCAAUCUGUGUAAAAGUGUGCGCACUGUAUGUUUGUAUAAGUGUGGAGAGGACAGGGUUGUGUGAGGAAGAGAGAGUGAGAGAAAGAGAUGGAGGUAUUUGGGCUUUUAGUGUAUGGGUAGGGUUUUAUUACACAUUUUUGUUGUAUGUACGGAUGUUGCAUGUUUAACAUGUAUGUAUAAUUAUGUACAUUUUGUUUGACAUUUAAACAAAGUAGUUUAGCCAAACACAGCUCACCGGAAUGACACUUUACAUUUAUUGAUAUGUCUCUUUGUAGCUAUUUUGAUUUUGAUCAUUAUAGCAUUUGUUGGUGAGAUUUAUUUUUGAAAUCAAACAUCUGCAUGGUAGUAAACAUGUACAUGUGGCCAUUGAGGUUGAGAAAUGUGCUAAAUAAAAAUAUUAUAUUGUUUGCAUAGCAGCACCCUCUAUUUAAAACUGUGAACUAUAUACUUGUGAAUGCAAUCUUUAGAUUCUGUGACGACAGAAUCUUUUUACUUAUAUUUUUCUUAGAAAAAGUAUAUAAAAGACAAAAAGCAUUGCGUCUCCUGAAUGACUGUUUUUGCUUCAUUCCACCUGUCACAGAAGUUACCUCCUGAUCUUCAGGGUUGAUUCAGGUCUUGAGUUUUGCUCAUGUAUUCUGUUCCCUUUCUGUGUCUCUGUUGAUUUUAUGUGAAUGUACUGGCUUAUUUUCAAAAGGAUCCCAGAAAUUGUGUCGAAUUGUAUUUGCUUAAGUUGUUUAUUUCUACAGGUUAAGAAGUAGUACUUCAAUGUGUUUGCAUUCCUUCUGCCUAAAAUACAUGAUCAACAACUCAUAACACAUUUUUCAUUUUUAAAGUUUGACAUACUUGGUUGAUUCUUUUUAGGCCUUUUUUCUGGACUUUCUUUUACCUGUGAUGGAAUAUGUAAUUUCUAUCACAUUUCAAUUAUAAUGUUUUUCUUUGUGCUGCUUAAUACAUACUCCCUUAUUCCUGGCAGGAUAUUGACAUUUCUUCAAUUCACCUCCAGUUAUCAUCCAGUGUUGUGUCCUGAUACUUAAAAUGCCUUUAGGUGUCAGUACAUUUGUUAUACAGUAUAAUCUACUUCAAAUUAUACAGUAUGAUUACACAGGCCCUGCAUUGUUUGGCUACAUGUCCUAUUAGACAUUUAGGCUACUAACAUUUAUAAAACAUGUCAGCAGUUACUCUCAAGUUGUUGCUUGCAACUUUCAAAUUUUAUGAAUAGCAGUACAUGUAUUGUAGAAUGUAUUUCAUUUAACCAGAAUGUAAUUGUUCUCACAAUGUUUUAAAACAUUGUACAUGAAAUCUGCCCAAUCUGUCCAGGGUUCCACUGUGUUAUUUUGGAGGUGUGCACCUCAUAGUACAACUGCGCAGGUGUGUAGCUAAGAUGUAAGUUGCACUGCGACAUUAAAAAAAGGAACAUAUUGCUCUUUUUUGGAAGUAUAUUAUUAUCUGUUUAUCUGUACAUUAACUGAUUAAAAAAAGUGUUAUCAAGAAAGAGAAAUACAUUUAUUCUUCCUAUGAAUCAAAAGUAGCCUUUUUGUUUCUCAGAAAUAUAUACAGUACGAGGUUGUAAAACUGAAGUUGUAAAACCAAUAAACUGAAUUACUGCACA